AUGUCGACCAACACGCAGAAGGCCCUCGUCCUUGAGAAGCUCAACGGCGAUUUCGUUGUGACUGACUGGCCCAUCCCUGUGCCACAAGCCGGGGAAGUGCUGGUCAAGAUAGAAGCAACAGCGCUUAACCCUGUCGACUGGAAAAUCCAGAAGAUAUUCGGGCAGUUCAUCAAAGACUACCCCGCCAUACUGGGAGUCGACAUUUCCGGUGAAGUAGUCGAGCUCGGGGAAGGGGUUACGAACGUCAAGAAGGGAGAUAAAGUAUUUUUCCAAGGCCAGCGCGCUGAAGGCGAUGCCAAAUACCGUAAUGCAGGAUUCCAGCAAUACACUAUUACAGAUGUUCGCACCAUCGCGAAGAUUCCUUCGAACAUCAGCAUUACUGAGGCUGCAGCCAUACCUGCUGGAUUCAUCACUUCUCCUGUGGGCCUGUUCCUUGAGAAACCACUCGGCGCUGGUCUCGAGAACGCUUUCACCACCGGCAAGGGUCGUUACAGCAACCAGCCGAUCGUCAUUCUUGGCGGUUCGAGUGCUGUCGGUCAAUUCGCGAUCCAAGUAGCGCGCCUCUCGGGGUUCAACCCAAUCGUCACCACAUCAUCCCUCAAGCACACCGAGUUCCUCAAGUCCCUCGGUGCGACGCACGUAGUCGACCGAGGGCUUCCUUCUGAGGACACCCAGAAGGCAAUCAAAGCGAUCGUCCCCACACCUGUGACCCUGGUUUACGACGCCGUCUCCACUAAGGAUACUCAAGAACUCGGGAUCAAAAUCCUAGCUCCCAACGGAACGAUAGUUCUGACUCUUCCCCCUGAGGUGGAAGCUUCCGAUGGCAAGGAGGUCAUCUUCGCACGGGCUCCCAAAGAGUUCCCUCGCGUUUACCAACUAUUGACUGAACUAUACCCCAAGUUAACGGGAUUGUUGGAGGAGAGGGUAAUCAAGCCCAUUCGAGUGGAAGUCCUCCCGGGUGGAUUAAAUGGAAUCGUUGCUGGACUAAAGAGGUUGGAGGAGGGGACUGUUUCUGGGACGAAGUUGGUGGUUCUUCCCCAGGAAACAGUUUGA
This is a messenger RNA of Coprinopsis cinerea okayama7#130, 1053 nucleotides long. RefSeq lists its product as hypothetical. The record is from RefSeq and is a predicted model, not a curated record. Gene Ontology annotation, molecular function: oxidoreductase activity, acting on NAD(P)H. The transcript is spliced from 5 exons. The coding region runs from base 1 to 1053 and encodes 350 amino acids. Lineage: Eukaryota; Fungi; Basidiomycota; Agaricomycetes; Agaricales; Psathyrellaceae.